AUGGCAUUAAGAUUUCCAAGCUUUAGUCAAGGCUUAGCUCAAGACCCCACUACUCGUCGUAUUUGGUUUGGUAUUGCUACCGCACAUGACUUCGAAAGUCAUGAUGAUAUUACUGAGGAACGUCUUUAUCAGAAUAUUUUUGCUUCUCAUUUCGGGCAAUUAGCAAUCAUUUUUCUGUGGACUUCCGGGAAUCUCUUUCAUGUAGCUUGGCAAGGUAAUUUUGAGACAUGGGUACAGGAUCCUUUACAUGUAAGACCUAUUGCUCAUGCAAUUUGGGAUCCUCAUUUUGGUCAACCAGCUGUAGAAGCUUUUACUCGAGGAGGUGCUCUAGGCCCUGUUAAUAUAGCCUAUUCUGGUGUUUAUCAGUGGUGGUAUACAAUCGGUUUACGUACUAAUGGGGAUCUUUAUACUGGAGCUAUUUUUCUAUUAAUACUUUCUAUUAUAUCUUUAAUAGCAGGUUGGUUACACCUACAACCAAAAUGGAAACCGAGUGUUUCGUGGUUUAAAAAUGUCGAAUCCCGCCUCAAUCAUCAUUUGUCAGGACUAUUCGGAGUAAGUUCCUUGGCUUUGACAGGGCAUUUAGUUCAUGUCGCUAUUCCGGGGUCCAGGGGGGAAUACGUUCGAUGGAAUAAUUUAUUAAGUAUAUUGUCGCACCCCGAGGGAUUAGGUCCAUUUUUUACAGGUCAGUGGAAUCUUUAUGCUCAAAACCCAGAUUCCAAUAAUCAUAUAUUUGGUACCCCUCAAGGAGCAGGAACUACUAUUCUAACACUUCUCGGGGGAUUUCAUCCACAAACUCAAAGUUUAUGGUUGACUGAUAUUGCACACCAUCAUUUGGCUAUUGAGUUUAUUUUUCUAGUUGCUGGCCAUAUGUAUAGAACUAAUUUCGGGAUUGGUCACAGUAUUAAAGAUCUUUUAGAAGCACAUACUCCUCCGGGGGGUAGAUUGGGGCGUGGACAUAAGGGUCUUUAUGACACAAUCAAUAAUUCAAUUCAUUUUGAGUAUCUUGAGUUGAAAGGGGAACUAUUCUUUUGA
This is a messenger RNA of Vigna angularis (adzuki bean), 1032 nucleotides long. RefSeq names its product photosystem I P700 chlorophyll a apoprotein A2-like. The record is from RefSeq and is a predicted model, not a curated record. The transcript has a single exon. Gene Ontology annotation, cellular component: thylakoid; membrane. Bases 1 to 1032 code for a protein of 343 amino acids. Lineage: Eukaryota; Viridiplantae; Streptophyta; Magnoliopsida; Fabales; Fabaceae. Gene Ontology annotation, biological process: photosynthesis.